GAUGGCGGCCGCGCGGCGAGGUGAGCUCCGGCGGGGUGGGGGCUUCCGGGCUUGCCGUGGCAGGCGCGGCGUUUCCUUUUGUGGUAGCAGUCGGUUUCCGUUUUCGGUGCGCUCACGGGGCUGUGCCACCGCCUCUAGGGAGAGGCUCCUCCACCAUGGUAUCCUGCUGCAUGCCCCUCCAGGACAGCGCCCAGAGGGAAGUGCUGCCCCGCAGAGCAUCUUCCUCACCCCCACGGUUUCCCUGCGUUCUGCCUACUGAUUCCACUUCUGAGAGGGGCUGUUCCUCUACAGAUUUAGAGUUGAUAUAGCUUCCUCUGGUCGGCAUGCUGGCUGCUGAGGCCUGCAUGCACAAAGUGGCUUAGCACGCCCAACUGCCCAGCUACCAAGGGGUGGCCACCUGCUUCUGUCCUGACCGCUAGUGGCAGGAAGAUGGAAGCCCCCCGCUUUGUAUGUCCAUAGAUCCAUUCUAUUUUAUUUUUAUCUAUGUAUUUUUAAGGAUGGAGCCUUGAUCUCAUCCAGGCUGGAGUGUGGCAUACACAGGUCACUGCGACCUUGGCCUCCCGAAGCGCCAGCAUAACAGGCGUGAGCCGCUGUGCCUGGCCGCAGUAUGAAACGUACACGGCCCAGGAAAUGGCUAGUAGAUACUUAAGUGCCCCCAAACAGAGAUAUAUUUUCUCUGAAGAGAAUGAAAAAAGUGGCCAGGCACAGUGGCUUACAAGUGUAAUCCCAGCACUUUGGGAGGCUGAGAUGGGUGGAUCACUUGAAAACAGGAGUUUGAGACCAGCCAGGCAAACAUGGUGAAAUCCUCGCCAUACUAAAAAUACAAAAAAUUAGCCGGGUGUGGGGGCGCAUGCCUGUAAUCCCAGCUACUCAGGAGGCUGAGGCAGGAGAAUCACUUGAACCUGGGAAGCGGAGAUUGCAGUGAGCCGAGAUCACACACAGCACUACACUCCAGCCUGCGAAACAGAGCAAGAUUCUGUCAAAAACGAAAGAAAGAAGAUGACAAAGUUAUUUUUUCUAAGUCGUAACUGGGACAAGAGUCAGGGUAGCAUCACUGGGAGUGCCAGUGUGUGGAGGCUGUCCCCUAACCAGUCCUGUCCACAGUCACUGAGGGCAGGGGCUUCGGUGCGCAGACCGCAUUGUUCUGGGAUGGGGGACGGGUCCCACAAAGGCCCUGCCCGCUCACGGGACCACAUUUUCCUCAAGCGUAGUGAUAGAAGCCCCAGACAGACUGGGAGCCGUGGCCAGGUCCCCGUGGCCCCCUGGAAAAGAUGACAGAACCAGCCCUUCCUGUCAGCACCUGGGAGGCUGCUCCCAAGCCUGUUAAGCCUGGGGAUCCUUAGCCACUCACCAGCUCUCUUCGGUUCCCCUUCAAAUGCUGUUUUAUGUCAGCGGAACGUACUGCACCCUGUAUUUCCUCGCCACGCUCCUGAUAAUCACGUAUAAAAGUCAAGUGUUCAGCUAUCCUCACCGCUGCCUGGUGCUGGAUCUCGCUCUGCUGCUUCUCAUGGGGAUUCUGGAAGCAGUUCGGCUGUAUCUGGGCACCAGGGGCAACCUGACAGAGGCUGAGAGGCCACUGGCAGCCAGCCUGGCCCUCACGGCUGGCACCGCCCUCCUCUCUGCCCACUUCCUGCUAUGGCAGACCCUGGUGCUGUGGGUGGACUGGGCCCUUAGCGCCACGCUCCUGGCGCUCCACAGCCUGGAGGUCACGCUGCAGGUGGUUGCCAUAGCCGCCUUCACCAGGUAGCUGCGGGCACCCGGGACACCCCACACUGGGCCCCUCCUGGCCGGCCCCCGCCUUCACCAGGUAGCUGCGGGCACCCGGGACACCCCACACUGGGCCCCUCCUGGCCGGCCCCCGCCUUCACCACGUAGCUGCGGGCACCCGGAACACCCCACACUGGGCCCCUCCUGGCCGGCCCCCGCCUUCACCAGGUAGCUGCGGGCACCCGGGACACCCCACACUGGGCCCCUCCUGGCCGGCCCCCGCCUUCACCAGGUAGCUGCGGGCACCCGGGACACCCCACACUGGGCCCCCUCCUGGCCGGCCCCCGCCUUCACCAGGUAGCUGCGGGCACCUGGGACACCCCACACUGGGCCCCCUCCUGGCCGGCCCCCGCCUUCACCAGGUAGCUGCGGGCACCCGGGACACCCCACACUGGGCCCCUCCUGGCCGGCCCCCAGCUGUCACCUCCCAUUUCCUGGACCAGAAGGGCACCUGUCCUGGUGAUUGGCCGUAGAUGGUUCUGGAUGGUUCCAUCUGCCUUGGCAGGGGUGGCAGCAGGAGCCAAGCAGGACAAAAUGCUGGAGGUCCCGGUGUUGGGGACAAUGGCAGGGACCGCACGGAACUGCCCUUGAGAUGAGGCCCAGAAGUGUGUGCUCAGCCCUGUCAGGGUCUGGCUUCAGCAACCCGGCCUCCAUGGACCCCAGAGCCCCCAGGAGAGGGAGGACAGAGCCCCUCAGAACAGAGGCCUCGUCUCAGCAUUCCCCAUCACCUCUCCUUCCCCGACGGUCCUACUGUGUGUUCUGGGAGCCCAGUUUACUCCGUGGCCAGGCCCCAGCCAUGUUUCCAAGUCGGGAAGGAAAAGCAGGAUGGCGUGGGCCUUGUGCUGGGAGUGCCCCCACUCUGGUGGGCAGGCAGGCCCGAGUUCCAAAAGCAAUAAAUGCCAACAAGCCAGCAGCUCUGGUGUCGGAAUUUCCAUCUCAGCCACGCUCCUCCCUUCCUCGGGCUUCUGAGGAGAGGUCAGGGCCGAGGCCGGGGUGGGACCGAGGGAGAGACGGCAGCUGCGGGGCUCGCGUUCAGAGCCUCCGUCCAGAUUUUAGCGACUUUUGCCUUUUGCACUGAAUCCUAAAUAAAUUCUGUCUGAUUUUUUUCCCAUUCCCAGAUUUACUGUAAGUUCCCCUUAAAAAGUAUCUGAACUGUUA
Messenger RNA from Callithrix jacchus (white-tufted-ear marmoset), 2925 nucleotides. Lineage: Eukaryota; Metazoa; Chordata; Mammalia; Primates; Cebidae. The record is from RefSeq and is a predicted model, not a curated record.